CUGGAGCCACCUUUCAUCUUCUGUCCUCUUCCUCCAGCACAUGUCUGGAAGGGGCUCCAUGAGGCCGAAGGAUCAGCUCCCGAGUUCUCUGAGACUGUGGCACGGCUCGCCGGCUUCUUCAGCUACAGGCUUUUAGAGCCUCCUCCCUGGAGAGAGAACAAAUCCUAACGCAACUCUAGCAAAGAGCCAGGCUCAUGCUGCACUCCCCUGAGAGCUUUGGAGGGCGGGGGAGAGCCAGGCUGCGUAAAGCACUGCUUAAUUCCGAGGUGUCAGUGAGGCAGGAAAGAGGCCGUAGAACCUGUUAUUUUGACUCCCAGAUCUGGGGUGGCAGCUCCAGGGCCCCUCUGUGGCCACAGCCUUGAGUGAAUCAAGCGAGACUACUACAGGUCCUCGUAAUUCUGGGGCACGAGAGAGGUGGCAGAAUAUAUUUUUCACUUAAAUUCUGAGCCGAUGUGUCCAGAGAACAAGAACCAUGCUAUUGAAUGACUCAAUGUCCCUGUCAUUCCUGACUUUUAUUUAUUUAUAGAAUUCAUUAUUCUUGACUUUGUCAGAUCUGCUUUGGGGACUAAGGCAGGCAAUGCUGGGGAUCGGAGACAGGUGUUACACGCUUGGAUCUGAGGGCUGAGGUGGCCUCCAGUUGGACAUUCCUGUCCUGUGGUCUGAGGGGGAACCUCGAGUCAGUUUAUUUUAGGGUUUUGUUCUUGGUUCAGAGGUAAUCUUGGACAGAGGAGGACAGGGUGAGUCGCGUUGAUGUAAGCUGGCUUGUUUCAGCUCUCAGGGGCUGGGGUUGAGGCUUUGAAAACGAGCCAGGGCAGCCUUGGCGGCUUCUCCCCUCCUGGUCAGAACACUUCCACUUUCAUUUGUGAAAGAAAAACCAGGAAGUGAGGUCUCUGAGUGCGCACGGCAUGCUAGCAAGCCCAGCAUGGCCUGACUCAGAGCGGGGCAGAACUGGGGAUGCUCUGAGCUGUGACAUCUGUCUGCAUAGACUCUCUGAAGCCACCCUGUCCCUGGAGGAACCAGGGCUGAGGGAAGACAGACAGGGACUCGUGGCAGGAAGCCCCGUUCUCUGGAAGAGCCAAGUAAUGCAGCCCCCUCCCAGGGUCUGAAUUUCCUGCUGCUAUUCACAAAGAUGCUUUUUAUCUUUAAUUUUUUGUUUUCCCCACUUCCAACCCCGGCACUGAUCUGCAUCCUGACAUUUGGAGCUGCCAUCUUCCUGUGGCUGAUCAACAGACCUCAACCAGCUCUACCUCUUAUUGACCUGAACAACCAGUCUGUGGGAAUUGAGGGAGGAGCAAGGAAGGGUGUUUCCCAAGAGAACGAUGACCUAAUACGUUACUACUUCUCAGAUGCCAAGACCAUGUAUGAAAUUUUUCAAAGAGGACUUGCUGUGUCUGACAACGGGCCCUGCUUGGGAUACAGAAGACCAAACCAGCCCUACAGAUGGCUGUCCUAUAAACAGGUGUCUGAUCGAGCAGAGUAUCUGGGCUCCUGUCUCUUGCAUAAAGGACAUCAGCCUUCACCAGACCAUUUUGUUGGAAUCUUUGCUCAGAACAGGCCAGAGUGGAUCAUCUCUGAGUUGGCUUGUUACACAUACUCCAUGGUAGCUGUCCCCCUGUAUGACACCUUGGGAGAAGAAGCCAUCAUUUAUAUUGUCAACAAAGCCAAUAUCACCACAGUGAUCUGUGAUACACCCCAAAAGGCAUCCAUCCUGAUAGGGAAUGUAGAGAAGGGCCUCACUCCAGGCCUUAAGAUGGUCAUCCUUAUGGACUCCUUCGAUGAUGACCUGAAGCAAAGAGCGGAGAAGACUGGAGUUGAGAUCUUAUCCUUGUUUGAUGCUGAGAAUCUAGGCAAAGAGAACUUCAGAAAACCUGUGCCUCCUAAUCCAGAAGACCUAAGCAUCAUUUGUUUCACCAGUGGAACCACAGGUGACCCCAAAGGAGCUAUGUUAACCCAUGAAAAUAUUGCUUCAAAUGUUGCUGGUUUUCUGAAAUGUGUGGAGCAUACGUUUGUGCCCAACCCUGAUGAUGUGACCAUAUCCUACCUCCCUUUGGCCCAUAUGUUUGAGAGGAUUGUCCAGGCUGUCAUAUACUGCAGUGGUGCUAAAGUUGGUUUUUUCCAAGGAGAUAUUCGGUUGCUGCCUGAUGACAUGAAGACUCUAAAGCCCACAGUGUUCCCCGCUGUGCCUCGACUCCUUAACAGAGUCUAUGAUAAGGUGCAAAAUGAAGCCAAGACACCUUUGAAGAAGUUCUUAUUGAACUUUGCUGUUACCUGGAAAUUCAAAGAAGUGCAAAGGGGUGUCAUCAGGAAUGACAGUUGCUGGGACAAGCUCAUCUUUAGAAAGAUCCAGGCCAGCCUGGGCGGGAAGGUCCGCAUCCUGGUCACUGGAGCUGCCCCCAUCUCUACUCCAGUCAUGACUUUUCUCCGAGCAGCCAUGGGAUGUCAGGUGUAUGAAGCUUACGGUCAAACAGAAUGCACAGGUGGCUGUACAUUUACAUCACCUGGAGACUGGACAUCGGGCCACGUUGGAGCCCCCAUGGCCUGCAAUUAUGUGAAGCUAGAAGACGUGGCUGACAUGAACUACUUCUCAGUGAACAAUGAAGGAGAGAUCUGCAUCAAGGGCACCAAUGUGUUCAAAGGAUACCUGAAAGACCCUGAGAAGACAAAGGAAGCUCUGGACAGUGAUGGCUGGCUCCACACAGGAGACAUUGGUCGCUGGCUCCCGAAUGGAACUCUGAAGAUCGUGGACCGGAAGAAGAACAUUUUCAAGUUGGCCCAAGGAGAAUACAUUGCUCCAGAGAAGAUAGAAAAUAUCUACCUCAGGAGCAGACCAGUGUUACAAAUUUUCGUACAUGGGGACAGCUUACGGUCAUCCUUAGUGGCAGUGGUGGUUCCUGACCCAGAUGUGCUUCCCUCAUUUGCAGCCAAACUUGGGGUCAAGGGCUCCCUUGAAGAACUGUGCCAAAACCAAGUUAUAAAAGAAGCUAUUUUACAAGACUUACAGAAAAUUGGGACAGAAAGUGGCCUUAAAUCCUUUGAACAGGUCAAAAACAUCUUUCUUCAUUUAGAGCCAUUUUCCAUUGAAAAUGGGCUCUUGACACCAACACUGAAAGCAAAGCGGGCAGACCUUUCCAAAUACUUUCGGACUCAGAUCGACACCCUGUAUGGGAUGCUCCAGGAGUAGAUUAAGUUUGUUGCUGAACUGGAGACUACGGGGGAAGGAGUUGAAACUAUGGCCAGUGAACUUUUCCAGUAAAUGAAGCAAGCACUGAAUAAAAACUCUUGCACUGGGAACAAAGAUCUAUGGGGCAAGCACAAUGCCCACACCUCAGGCUUAUCUGCUGUGAAGGAACCAGCUGACCUUCCCCCACCCUUGGAUUCCAGCUCCUGCUGUACCUUACUCCAGAUAACACGCGUUGCUUCAACCUGUAAAUGUAAAGUCUGUAAAAUAAACUAUUACAGAUA
Molecule: messenger RNA, 3462 nt
Organism: Nycticebus coucang (slow loris)
Lineage: Eukaryota; Metazoa; Chordata; Mammalia; Primates; Lorisidae
Gene: ACSL5
Product: acyl-CoA synthetase long chain family member 5
Exons: 22
Coding region: 1130-3181 (683 amino acids)
Biological process (GO): long-chain fatty acid metabolic process
Cellular component (GO): mitochondrion; endoplasmic reticulum; membrane
Molecular function (GO): arachidonate-CoA ligase activity
Source: RefSeq, a predicted model, not a curated record